Messenger RNA from Triplophysa dalaica, 8021 nucleotides. It is a transcript of the gene sack1ha, whose product is annotated as family with sequence similarity 83 member Ha. Gene Ontology annotation, cellular component: keratin filament. The coding region runs from base 238 to 6609 and encodes 2123 amino acids. The transcript has 6 exons. The record is from RefSeq and is a predicted model, not a curated record. Lineage: Eukaryota; Metazoa; Chordata; Actinopteri; Cypriniformes; Nemacheilidae. Gene Ontology annotation, molecular function: keratin filament binding. Gene Ontology annotation, biological process: intermediate filament cytoskeleton organization; positive regulation of cell migration; protein localization to cytoskeleton.
UAUGUUAAGCAAGAUUAGAUUGUUCUCUUAAGCAAUGCGAGAAAACAAACAGGUUUUGCCUUGUGCUUCUGUGUGUAUGCGCGCGCUCGCGCGUGCUGGCUGAGAUGUGCGUAUUCUCUUCCAACCAGACAGACAGCGAAAGUUGAAGCCUCUGUCGUGCGAUGUGACGGGCAAAUGUCGAUGAAAGGAUUAUAACACAGGGAACCAAGCGAAACGGCACUUUAGGGCGGUGGAAAAAUGGCUCAUCGGUCGCAAUGCUCCUCUGCCGGGGACAACCCCCUGGACCCCAACUACCUGCCACCUCAUUACCGCGAGGAGUACCGUUUGGCUAUUGAUGCCCUGGUUGAUGGUGACCUGGAGGGCUACUAUGGAUUUCUACAGGAAGCAAAUGUGGUCAGUUUCUUAUCACAGACAGAGAUCGACUAUAUCAAAUGCAUGGUGCGGGCUCCGCACCGGACAGCUCAGUCAAAUAGGAGAUACAUGGCUGAAGAUGGAGAUAGCUCUUCAGACACUUACUGGCCGGUUCAUUCGGACCUUGACGCUCCAUGCCUGGACUUAGGCUGGCCACAGCAGUUUGGAUUUGUUGGACCCACAGAGGUUACUACGCUGGUUAACCCGCCCGAUCCUGAGAUGCCAAGUAUUAAAGUGCAAGUCCGGAGAAUGAUCAAGAACGCACAACAAGUUAUUGCUGUGGUGAUGGAUAUGUUUACAGAUGUUGAUAUCUUCGCCGAUAUUCUGAAUGCAGCAAUGCGUGGUGUGACUGUUUACAUUCUUCUUGAUGAACUGAAUGCGCACCAUUUUGUUUCAAUGGUGAACAACUGUAGGGUGAAUCUGGAUGAGAUAAAAUUUAUGCGAGUAAGAACUGUCCCUGGCACUACAUAUUUCUGCCACACAGGGAAAACUUUAAAAGGUCAGAUGAUGGAUCGCUUCUUACUGGUGGAUUGCAGGGCUGUUUUAACUGGAAACUACAGCUUCAUGUGGUCUUUCGAGAAGAUACAUCGUUGCCUAGCACAUCUGUUUCUCGGACAGCUUGUGACCACCUUUGAUGAAGAGUUUCGGAUUCUGUAUGCCCACUCCGAGCCGUUAGAUGUCGAAAAAGUUUUGGAAAAUAUGUCACACAACAUCAAUAUACAUGAAGGCAAUCUCAACAUGGAAAAGACCCACAUGUUCAACAGAGAAUUUCCAAAUAUGCUCCCCGAAAGGGCUCGUCAUUACCCAGAGGACCUUAUGAAUGUGGGCGACAAAAUGUUACCCUACAAGAACAUUGAACCCAUCACCCGUCCAUUUCGAGAGGGCCAUCCAUUAAUGGAGCACGGAAGACAAAUGAGAGGACAAAUGGAAAUGUCUGGCUCCAAAAGGCAUGGCUAUCCAGAUGUACCCGACUACGGAUAUAUGCCCCCUCAAAACCAGCCAACAAUGAGAGGCAAACAAUUCACGAAGGGAGUAGUGCCCAAAGGCGGCCACUGUGCAAGGGAACCCGGUUUUUACCAGGGAGGUGGAUUACAGCCUGAUUAUGACAUAUAUAGUGGAUUUAGAGGACAAGGCCAGCACAUAGAUCAGUUUUCAGGGCCUGACUACCCUCAUGAGGUAAAUGAGGCUGUACCACCAGGAGCGUAUGACCAUGUCCAAAGAUACCUGCAGUCCCAGUCUCCUAAGGAAGAUGGACACGGUGCCAGGAAUUUACUUUCACCUGCGCAGCCUAAUCCCAGAAGACACAGCAUGGGUCAGUCUUACGCCUGUCAGACCUCCCCGACACAACCAAACCUACCAGACCAGAAACAGUUCAUCAACGCAAACCGCAAACCACAAGAUGUAAGCCAGAAACAAGGCCUGCGGGAUUGGAGGAUCAGCUCAUACCUCAGUGCAUUUGAUGAUGGAGAAGAUAUGGAUUUUCCUCAACUUGAAGGAUCAGACUUGUCUGAUAACGUUCCAUGUUUUGUGCCUGAAGGGCCUGGUGGCCCCAUGGGAGGCGAAAUAAGAACAGGAAACAUUGAGUUCAACAGAAUGAUGCCUCCAUCUAGGAACAAUCCACCUUUUAUUCAGAUUCGGAACAGUUCUCCUCCACCUCUAAAUUUAGUCUACCACCCACCAGAUUUAGUUGAAAAUAUGAAAAUACCAAUACGAAUAAAAACACCGACAACUUCAGAGUCAUCUUGCACCACCGAAGGCGACAAAGUGGAGGAGACGGUAGUUAAAAAAUCAAAGGAGAUAAACCCGUUUGGCGAAGAGUUUCUCAGGAGCAAACCAACCCGCACUGUCCAGAGAAGUUCCAGACUGAGACACUCGCUGAUAUUCAGUUCAAAUCUGGAGUUGAAUACAGCGGAAGAUUCAAAGGAUUUGGAUGAGGCUUCAAAACUCACAGCUCGUGUAUCACAAAUCAUGGAUAAAAGGUGGUCUACCCCUAGAGAGCCAUUUCAGUGGAGCAGUUUUGUAAGGUCGGCAACCAUUGAUGAUCAAAUCAUUGAGUCUGCACGCUCUGAGGCUUCACUCAACAAAAUUGGUGUUGAUUUUGAUGUCAGUAAGGACAAUAAAUCUCAGGAUCCUCUGCAAGGGAAAAAAACUCCAGAAACCAUACAAUCAACAGCUCUUGAAGAGAAAAGCAAAAGAGAUGAGGCUGAAGUAUGGCAAAGAUCAUUCGUAGAUAUGAAUGACCCAGACAGUAGAUUUAGAUAUUUCAAAGAUUUAGCAGCAAAACGUAAAGCUGAACAUGCAGCAGCCAAAGCUUCUCAAAGCAAUCCUGAAAAUGCGCAGAAGAAAUCUGAGAAACCUUCAACAAGUGAUGGUGGGAAAAAAACAGCUGUCACAACACACACGAUACAAGAUCCCAAAUGUCAGGAAUCUAGCGAAGACAUCUUGCAUAGCGCCACAGAUGCUGAAAAAAUUAGAUUUAAGCAAAAGCUUGCUGAAGACUCUUCCCAAAAAGACACCGCUCCGACUUUAAACACGUCUGUGGAGACAAGCACACAAUCACAGAAAUGUAAACAAAAGACGAUAUGUAAUUUGCCUGGAAAGUCUUCACAACCUGUUAUAAAUUCACCUUCAAAACCAAGCUCAAGAAAAGUUGAGGCGCUCUCAGGGCCUGCUACAUUUGAGACCGGUUCCUCACAAAAUCAAGUGGAUUCAGAUGGAUUAAAUACUGCUUCAUCAGAAACCACGCUCAACCAGUUUCACAUUCCAAAAGAGACAGGAUCCUCCUGUGAGACUCCAGCUGUAAAUUUGUCACAGUCAAAGUGUUUGUCACCAUUAAACAUCACUCCAAAGGAAUCCAGCCAAACACCUGCACAGACGUCACCCCAUAUGUCUAACACAAUCUCUAAUCCUGUAGCUGCAGAUUCCAAACUCAUGAAAGGUGAACAAACCCAAAAACAUUCUGCAAUAAAGACAGAUUCUUCCCAACAGCCCUCUACAACAGAAAAUGAGCAAAAACCCCAUGUACCAGGGCCUUUACAACACCCAGCCCCAAUGAAGACUGACUCUUCCCAACACCCCCCUAAAACAGAAACAGACUCUUCCCAUCAGCCCCCUGCACCAGGAAGUGCAUCUACACAAAAUCUUGCAACAACCGAGACAGACUCCUCCCAAAAGCCUAUUGUAAUGAAAGCAGACUCCUCCCAGCAACUCUCUGGAACUCCUCAAAAACAGACUACAAUGGAGGGAGAGCCAACAACAGCAGAAAGUAAAUCUUUUCAACACCCCGCUGGAAAAGAUGCAAACUCUUUCCAGCAGUCCACCGGAACUGAAAACAAACAUGCACAAUCGACUGCAACAGAGCCAGACUCUUCCCAACUCCCCAAUGCAUUAGAGGUGCAGUCUUCCAAGAUUCCCAAUGUAAGAGAAAAUGAACAUGCCAAGAAAACCAUUGCAAUGGAGACCGAAGCUUUACAACCGCCACCUGCAAUAAGAAAUGAACAUGCACAGGAGAUGUCUGUAACUAAAACAGAAGCUUCGCAAAAACAACCUCCUGCAACAGAAGAUGAACAUGCACUGAAGCCCAUUGCAAUGGAGACAGAAUUCUUGCUACCACCGACUGCAACACAAGAUGAACAUGCACCUAAACCUAAUGCAGCUGAGACAGAGUUUGUGCAACACCCCAGUGCUACAGAAAAUAAACAAGCCCAAGAAACCAUUGCUACGGAGACAGAAUCUUUGCAACCGUCGCCUGCAACAGAAAAUGCACAUGCACAGGAGAUGUCUGUAACUAAAACAGAAGGUUUGCCACAACCUCCUGGAACAGAAGAUGAACAUGUACUGAAGCCCAUUGCAAUGGAGACAGAAGCCUUGCUACCACUGACUGCAACACAAGAUGGACAUGCACCACAACCUAAUGCAGCUGAGACAGAAUCUGUCCAACAACCCCAUGCAACAGAAGAUAAACAUGGACAAAAGACAUUAGCAACUGAGACAGAAUCUGUGCAAAAAUUGCAUGUAACAGAAAAUGAACAAGACCAAAAGACAACUACAAUGAAGGUAGACUUUUGUCAACAGCCUACUGGGUUAGCUGCAAACUCUUCUACUGCACCAGUAAAACAUUCCCCAAAUCCCACCAGAACUGAGGUUGAACCUUUCCUAGAGCCUACAUUACCAGACACUUCUCAACAUCCCACAAAUGCUGUAAGUGAAUCUUCGCAACAGCACACUGCAACAGGGACAGAUGUUUCACAACAGCCCUUUGUAACAGAAAAUGAACUUGCCCAAAAACCAACUGAGACUUCCCAACAGCCAACUGCAUUAACUCAGAACUCCAAAAUCCCAACUGAAACAGAAACUGAACCUGCCCAGAAUCACACUACAAUUGAGGGAGGAUCUUUACAACACCCCCUGGCAACAGAAAAUGAACCUACCCAAAAAGAUGCUGCAACGGAGGGAGAUCCUUCCCAACAUUCUACUACAACAGACUAUCCUAAACAGCCCGCCGCAUUAGGCAUGCAAUCUUCCAAAAUUCUCACAGCAACAGAAAAUGAACAUGUACAAAACCCUUACGCAACUGAGGCUGAAUCUCUCCAAAACCUUCCUGCAAAAGAGUCAAACUCUUCCAAACAGCCCACUAAAAGUGAAAGUGAGCUCAUCCAAGAAUUAACCUCAGAGCAGGCGGAUUGUUUCCAGCAGUCAACAAUGAUAGGAGCAGACUCCUGCCAAAAGUCUACUCCAACAGAGGCAGAUGUUUCUCAACAAGUUUUUACGGAAGAAACCCAGUCCUCUGAAUCAUCUGUUGGAAAAGAUGUAGGCUCUUUCCAAGAUCCUUCUACAUUGGGAGAGGAAUCUUCUCAACACCUCACUACAACUAAACACGAACCAUCCCGACAACCCACUGAAACAGACUCUUUUAAAGAGCCAACUGAAACACUACACGACUCCCAGAAUCCCACUGAAACAGACACAGAUUCAUCCCAUAAGCCAACUGAAACAGAUGACUCCAUCUCAACAGAAUGUGAAUCCAUCCCACACCCUACUGAGAUAAAGUGUGUGCCUGCAUCCCCCUCCACAUUAAAAGUCACGCUGUCUCCUCAGACCAUCUCCUUUGGUGACACCAUCCCAGCAGAUAGUCACAAAUUGUUCCAGACAGGCUCAGUGAGAACAUCAACAAUAGAAACUAACACGGAUCAAAAUAUAUUGAUCACCACGGUGUGCACUAUACAAAGUGAAGCCAAAUCCCCUGAACACUGUCACGCAGACAAUGAAUCAAAGGUUGUCUUGCCAACUAUCACUUCAUUACAAGAAACCAGUUCAGCUACUUCUGAACUGAAAGAUGAUGACGUUUGUCAAGACUUUGGCAACCAAGGAUCCAUCUCGACUACUAACAUUACUCCAGAGAACAACGGCUUAUCUCAAAGUAUCAUCAUCACAGACAGUUUCUCAGCUGAACACAUAUCUGAAAAUCCAUGUCCACAGACUGAUGACGGCAAGAUGGAACUAAAUUCCUCCCUGGAGCAAACACAGACCAAACCAUCUGAAGCUCCUGCGGUAAAAGAUGCAGAUAAUCCUGUUAGUCUCAGUUCAGUCGCGAUGAGCUCAAAUGAGCUUCAUGAUUCAACGGAGCCUGACACAACUCAACAAUCUGUUACAUUAUCUAUACUGGAAUCUGGUUCUUUGAAUGAUCCAAAACCUGAGGAUGAGCAUCACAAGAAUGAGGAGCAACCUUCAGAUGGGUCUGAGAUGGCUAAAGUUUCUAUAACAACUGAAACCAACCAAACAACACCAGAAAACUGUGUAAGCAACCUAGCAGAGGUGUCUGAAAAAUCAGAAAGUACUGUGAUACCAGAAAGUGCAGAAAAUGCAAAGAGUCAGUCAGCUUUAACAGAAAAUCCCAAACCCAUUCCAUCUGCCCAUCAGUCGUCUACUGCAAACGUUAUCUCAUGUAGCAACCUUAGAGAUGACACUAAAGUCCUUUUAGAGCAAAUUUCAGCCAAGAACCAAAGAACCAAACUGACUCCUGCUUCAGCCAAUGAGGAGAAAGAGGGCGGGGUUAAAUCUGAAGGACAACAGCUGUCAAGUUUUUCAGGAAGACCCUGGUCGUCCAAGGCUUCAGCAGAAGAUAAGGAAAUUUUGCUGCAAAAGAUGGAGAAGAUGAGGAAGGAGAGAAAAGUCUACAGCCGUUUUCAGACCUCUUAAUCUGGAAUUUAAACCAUUUGGAAGAGCGACUGAAAUACUGGACAAGCAGAGGGAAGGAAUAUUGACUUAUUUUUCCUCCAAUCUUACCUCAUAGCUGUGAACCUGCACAAACUUGUGUCAAAGUAUUUUCUAAUGUGUUACAACAAAUAGUGCUACCUGCAAGACUUAACAUGAAGACUGUUGAGUGCUCCUGCGUCAGUCCUGAACUAAUGAUCAGAUCAUUUAUAGACAUGUAGGGGCCUACUGUGUGACAGAAAACAGGAAAACAACCCCCGUAUACCUGCUGGAUAAGGUUUUGAUAGGGCAAAUAUUUCCUAUGUAUAUAUCUUUGUGAUAUCCCAUCUGGAUGAUCUGACAAAUUUGUUUAACAAACAAGAGCAAGGAAGAAAUACAAAAUGUGUGAACGGUUAGAGAACAGUAAAGGAAGUAGCACUUCAUUUUGAAUUCGAGUGAUAUUCUUCUGUAAAAUAUUGGGUGGAUUUUUGUUUAAAAAAGCUAUUUAUACCCUUAAAGAAAUUAUUUUAUACUUUCAAAUCCUUUUCUAUGUAGAAUUCUAGACAAUUCUAAUAAAAUUGUUCUCACAACGACUUAAUAGAGGAUUUUAUGAAUAGAAGAUGAAUAGAGAUAUUUUAAAUAACAAAAACAAACUUGUUUGUAAAUACCAUUGAGUGUAUUAUGUUUGUCUUUAAUAAUGAUUUGAAAGAAGAGCAUCUUGUUUGGUCAUUGAAACAGUAAGAUAUCAGAUUUUCUUAAUCGCAUAUGAAGAUAAUUGUCUAAAAAACUACCACUCAUGUACGGUUUCCAAACGAUAUAUGUUUAAAUCACAUUCAAAAUAAAGGAUGGUCUGUUACACUGACAAAAAAAUAAAAAUGAUUUUUUUACACAAACAUAUAAGGCAACUAUUAUCAUCUUGACAUUUGUUGGGAAAUUUAAUCUUCAGAAUGUCUUUUGUUGACACUGCAGUUUUUACCCUUUGGCACCGUUAUGGAUAUUUUGUGUUGGACCAAAGAAUGACUUCAGAAAUGGGGCUUAUGAACUUAAUUCAACCAUACAGCAGUCAAAUAAUAUUAAUGUUAUGUUUCAACAUGGCAAAAUAUUGUGUGGUGGGUAACACCCUUGCUUUAAGCGAGUCUUUUCAAGCCUUUCCUUUGGCGCUUAUACUUGACAUCAUUGAUCUUACAUGAGCUGCUCAGUCACGCUGCGGAAAAAUGAAUCAUGCCGUCAAGCUUAAAUUUUGCUUCGCUAAUACUUACAAAACUUCAUAUUUUUAGGAGUUGAUAUUUAAGGCCAUGUUACAAAAUAGGAAAAAGAAAAUGAAUAGCAUGUGUGAUGUCACCAGAAAAACAGUGAGACCUUUGUCUGCACUUGGACUUUAAUAAGACUGUGGCUAGUGAUCAGUUAAUCUCUGGCUU